Strongyloides ratti is the source of this 747-nucleotide messenger RNA. RefSeq lists its product as hypothetical. Lineage: Eukaryota; Metazoa; Nematoda; Chromadorea; Rhabditida; Strongyloididae. The record is from RefSeq and is a predicted model, not a curated record. The transcript is spliced from 3 exons. The coding region runs from base 1 to 747 and encodes 248 amino acids.
AUGUCAUCAUUAAACACAGAAUGUAAAAUAAGAUCACCUGAAGUGGAGGCUGCUUUAGAUGCAAGGAUAGCUGUUAUUAGAAGACGAAAUAAGGCUAUUGAGGAAAGAAUUAAAAUUGUUACAGCUGAUAAGGCUACUGCUCUUGGUGUUCCAAUUGAAAAAUUAGUUGUUAAAGAUUGUUUAAAUAAAGAAGAUGAAGGAAAUAAUGAUAUUGAAAAUGUUAAUGAUAAUAAAAAUAUUACAAAUGGGGGUGAUAUUAAAAAAUCUUGUAGAAAUAAUGAGACACAUUGGAAUAGAGAAUGGGAUGCUGGUAAGACGAAAGCUGAGGAUUGGAUUACAAAUGUUCCACCAAUUGAUGAAUCAACAUGUUUCAUGAUGAGGCAAAAAGAAAUGGAAUCUGGUAAGAAGGGAAGAAAAGUAAGCCAUAGAAAUAGUCAUGGAUCCCUAACAAUUAAUAGUGAGGAAAAAAAAGAAGGUGAAGAAAAAAGUUCUGGUAGUUCAAAAGAAAAUAAUAGUCGGGUCAAUAACAAAAAGCCUACCGUCAACAGGGUAAAAAAUAACAUCAAAGAUAAUAGUAAAGGAUUAGAAAAUAAUAACUUACCGGUAACAUUUAAUGGACCAUUGGCUUCAAGAAUAUCAAGAAUUCCAACCAAUGAUAUUAAUAAUAAAAAAAUAGGUAUGAAUAAUAAUUUUAAUACAAAAACUAAUAAAACUUUUGUAACACGGAAACAUCAAAAGCGUAAUUAG